AUGUCAAAUAACCCAAAUGAGAGUCUGCUUUCCAAUUAUCCUCCUCAAGCACAAUCUCUGCAAUAAAACAUCUCAAGUGACAGUCAGAUCGGAUAAAAUUAACAAGCAUAAGAUGCUCCUAUCUAGUCUUGCAAAGAUAUAUAUCCUAAUUACGUUGACUUAAAUUAAGCAAAAAUUGAAGUCGAGAGAUGCUUAGCAGAUGAGUUUGAUUUCACAAUAGAAGGAAUCCAUAUCAUAAAAAACCAGAGUAGAAUCCUUUUAAAUGGAGUAACUAAUGAUAAAGAUAAGGUAAGAUAUUGCUAGCUCAGAGACUUAAAAACCUUUGAAAAAAUUAAGCAAAAAAAAAUAAAUGAAAAUUUGCAAGUUUUAAUAUCAUAAAAUUCUUAAAGAGUUAAUAAUAUAUUUAAUAUUUCACCUUGCGGAAAAUACAUGCUCUUAAGUAUUAGUCCAAUUGAAUCAAAUGAUCCUAGUUUUUUUAUAAAAAUAUACUUAAUUGAUGAUUACUUAAAUGACGAAAAGCCCAUCGUCAUUAUUUAAAAUUAAUUUUUCUUUGGAACUUUUAGAAAUGUGAUGCUUGGUCCUAAGGAUCAUAUUAUUUUUUGCCAAUAAAUACCAAAAAUUGAGGUCAAUGAUUAUAUUUAAGAGGUAAAUUAAAAGGAUUAUAAAAGCCUAGUUAUCUUGAAAUGCAAUUAUACUAACCCCAUAUCAGAACCAGCCAAGGUAAAUCUCGAAGAUUGGCUAGAUGAAGUUCCAAUAAGAAUAGGCGAAAAUCAAAUAAAACAUAUAUCAUCUGAUGGAAUUUGUAAAUGUUUUCUUGGAUAUCCUGAGCUUGAACUAUCUGAUUUCUAUAUAGAUAAGUUUAUAUUUGCAACUUAUGAUAAGUCUAGAACUUUAGUUAUUGAACUUGAAACUCUCAAUAUUAAAUAUGAUCUUGAUCAUUUAAUAUAUUUUAGUCAAGACACAGAAUAUUUUGGUAUUGAUUAUCACUUCAAUAUCUUCCAAAUUGCUCACUUAUUAUCUGGGAAAACUGAGAAAAUAGGUUAACUUAUUCCUCCCGAAGGUUUUGCGUUUGACAGCAAAAAGCCUGUUGUCACAAAUUAUUCACUAAUCAUAAAUUCUAAAAAUACAAUUAACCUGAAAACUGUAGUUUUAGUCUAUGAUAAGUUUAGAUUGAACCUCAUAAACUAAUACACAUUACAAGAAGCUACUUAAGAGCAAAACCCAUUCAUUUAUUAUCACAAUGGACUUUUAUAUUACUUGAAUAGCAAAAAGAAAAAUUUAUUAGAAAUUAAACUUUAUAACUCUAGGUAUGACUAAGAGGACAAUAAUGUUUAUUAAAAACAAGAAAAUUUAAAAGCUGAUGAUUCUCUAUAAGUUUAUACUUGGAAUAGCAUAAAUCAUGUUUAUGAUAUUAAUAUGUAAAGUGUCAUUAGCACUCUUCCAUAAGAAAUUAAACAUAAUUUCGUAACAUUUUUGAAAUUGAAAAAUUUAUAUUACUUAGCAUAAAACUUUUCUUCAACUAAACUUUAUCUAAUUUAUCAAGAUUAAUCAAAAGGUAUUCAGGAAAUUGAAUUCUAAUAAGAAGGACUAUAUUAUAAAUGUGAUAUCCAUGAAAUUAUAUCAAUAUCAGAUAAAGAAAUUCAAAUACUUGGAUUUUCUGAUAAAAAAUUUGAAAUUCUUCAAAUAAAUCUAAUUGAUCAUAAAGCUGAAAUAAUAUAGCUAGAUGAUACUCUUAGAAAUCAUUCAAAAAAGGUAUUCAAGAAUAAAUCAUGA
Messenger RNA from Stylonychia lemnae, 1773 nucleotides. NCBI's taxonomy places the organism in Eukaryota, Ciliophora, Spirotrichea, Sporadotrichida, Oxytrichidae. The record is from the annotation of a GenBank genome assembly.